Messenger RNA from Lacerta agilis (Sand lizard), 1213 nucleotides. It is a transcript of the gene TCF15, whose product is annotated as transcription factor 15. The transcript has 2 exons. Gene Ontology annotation, biological process: developmental process; regulation of transcription by RNA polymerase II. The coding region runs from base 117 to 689 and encodes 190 amino acids. Gene Ontology annotation, molecular function: DNA-binding transcription factor activity, RNA polymerase II-specific; RNA polymerase II transcription regulatory region sequence-specific DNA binding; protein dimerization activity. NCBI's taxonomy places the organism in Eukaryota, Metazoa, Chordata, Lepidosauria, Squamata, Lacertidae. The record is from RefSeq and is a predicted model, not a curated record.
GCUAGGUGUCGGCGAGAGUUCCCCCGCGUCCGACGCGCCUCCGCGGGGCUCCGGCCGCGCGCAGCGCCCGUUGCAGAGAAGCGGCGGCUCUCCUUUCCUCCCCCGACGGCGCGGCCAUGGCGUUCGCGUUGCUGCGCCCCGUGGCGGCUCGCGUCCUGUACCCGGAGCUGCGCCUGCUGUCGGAGGAGGACGACGCGUCGGAGGACGACGAGGAGGCGCGCAGCGGAGGCAGCAGCGACGCGUCGGAGCGCUCGUUCGGCUGCUGCCCGGCCGCUGCCCGGCCGCCCGGUGGGCCGGUGGUGGUGGUGAAGCAGCGGCAGGCGGCCAACGCCCGCGAGCGGGACCGGACGCAGAGCGUGAACACGGCCUUCACUGCGCUGCGCACCCUCAUCCCCACCGAGCCCGUGGACAGGAAGCUGUCCAAGAUCGAGACGCUGCGCCUGGCGUCCAGCUACAUCGCGCACCUGGCCAACGUGCUGCUCCUGGGCGACGGCGCCGACGACGGGCAGCCCUGCUUCCGCGCCCUGUGCGGGGCCAAGGGAGACGUGAGGGAGCCGGGCAAGCAGCCGCGCAGCAUCUGCACCUUCUGCCUCAGCAACCAGAGGAAGGGGGGCAUCCGGCGGGAUCUGGGCGGGGGCAACUGCCUGAAGGCGAGAGGCGUGAGCCACCUCAAGGUGCUGCGGAGAUGAGACGGAGGAGAGACAACCGCCUGUCUGAGAAGCCAAGGUGGGCUUGAUGCCUGGGGCGGCUUGAAUUGGAUGUUCCUGACUGGGGCAAGAGGGUAGGGUGACUGGAACCAGGGUGGGCUCGGUGCUGGCGGGUGACAAGCUCCAAGACGACGGGGAAGCUCGCCCUGCGGACUCGGAGGAGACGGGAGAGGGUGGGAACGACACCCCCCCAAACCGAGCUGCAGUGCAACGAGGGAUUGCGGUUUGCCAAGGAGAGAUGGGACAAACCAUUCCUUGGACAUCUGCCCAGAUCCAGGAGGAGCCACCCCACCACCGGUGCUCUUCCAGUAGGGGAGAGGGCACAAGAACUUAGUGGAUCCUGGGGGGGUGGGCAGGGGCUCCUGAGACCUCUAGCCUACUUUCGAAUGGACAACGUUGAAACAGAGCUUUAUCCAAGAUGAUUGCUGGUCCGUAUGAUCACUGUCGGUAGUUGUUAUUAUUUCCUCAUUCAGCAGGGCUUGAAAAUAAAGUUAUUUUUCACAUCC